Molecule: messenger RNA, 1101 nt
Organism: Colletotrichum graminicola M1.001
Lineage: Eukaryota; Fungi; Ascomycota; Sordariomycetes; Glomerellales; Glomerellaceae
Exons: 3
Coding region: 1-1101 (366 amino acids)
Molecular function (GO): FAD binding
Source: RefSeq, a predicted model, not a curated record
AUGGGUCGCCUUUCCAGUAUCGUUGCCUUCACGAUAGCCACGCUUGCUGCGUUUGCCCAUGCCCAAGAUCUGGAAACUUGCCUCGAGUCGGCCGGCCUCAUCACGUCUUUCCCCAAGACCAACGCAUCAUUUCCCGACGAUAUACGUUCAUGGAAACGCCGUAUCACCCCAACUACGGCUGGUGUUGCCUGGCCAAGGACCGCUGACGAGAUCGCCGCCGCCCUUGCCUGCGCGAGGGAGGCCAAGGUCCUCGCCGCCGCCCGUGAUCCAGGCCACUGCUAUGGCUCGUACAGCCUGCCCAACGCCGGCCUCACCAUUAACAUGACCAACUUCCAGGAGCUGCUUUGGAAAACUCACAGCGCCCGGUUCCCCCACGCUCACGCCAACAUGGUCGGCCUCGUUGGAUCCUCCAUCGGUGGCGGGUUCGGCUCGCUGUCCCGCAUGCUCGGAACCCCGAUGGACUAUCUCGAGGGCGCCACGUACAUGCUCUUUAACGGCACUGUCGGGAAGACAUCCCGCACGGAGAACCCCGAUCCCUUCUGGGCUCUUCAGGGUGCCGGCAGCUCAUACGGGAUCAUCUUCAAUAUGACGAUCCAGACCUGGAAGCCAACGUACCAGCAGGCCAUCAACUACACCAUCACCCUCACUGACAGCUCCCUCGAAACCGGCUUUGAUGCCCCCCUUGCCAUCCAGGACCACUACCUCGCCGGCCGGUGGCCCGAUGAGCUGAUCAUGCACUGGUCGCUCACAACCCCUCCCUACACCGGCUCUGGCUUCUACUGGGGCAACCCCGACGACUUCGACACGCUUCUCAAGCCCCUCAUCGACAAGCUCCCGAGCGUCACCCAGCUCACCCGCACCAACGGCCUCGAGCCUCUGAUUCUCAGGAGGCAGCUGGCGGCUGAGGGUGUGCCUCUGCGCGGCUUUGUCAACUAUCGUGACACCGCCCUUACCGUCGACCAAUCGAGCGAGCGGUUGUACUGCAAGAGCUACGCCAAUGUCCAAAAGAUCAAGACUGUGUAUGGCCCCAAGGGCAUGUUCACCGCUCACCCCCAGAGCAUUCCUCUCCUUGGCCAGCAGCCUCCUCCUGCCGUGAACUAA